Molecule: messenger RNA, 1014 nt
Organism: Alternaria atra
Lineage: Eukaryota; Fungi; Ascomycota; Dothideomycetes; Pleosporales; Pleosporaceae
Exons: 1
Coding region: 1-1014 (337 amino acids)
Molecular function (GO): hydrolase activity
Source: RefSeq, a predicted model, not a curated record
AUGACCGACGACAAAAUUGCCAGCACAUCCGCCAAGACCGGCUCCUCGAUCCAGCUGGCACACCGCAAUGAUCGUACCUUCCUCAUGUCCGUGGUCCAGGCGCUGGUACGACUAAUGCGAGCGCGCAUCAGCAAUCGUCAAGCGAACCAUGAGGACGGCUCCAUCAAACUAAAACCGAACAAAUCGAACCUUUCCCAAUGUACUCUCCGCGAACGAACCGUAGGCGAUAUUCACAUAUACGACGUUAUACCACCGAACCAAGCAGAGAAAAGGUCAAAGAAACGGAUAUACUAUUUCGCUGGCGGUAGUUGGCAAGAACCACCCUCGCCUCAACACUACAAGAUAUGCGCGAAGCUAGCCAAAGACAUGUCCAACACUUCCAUAUCGAUCGUAUCUUCGCCGCUAGCCCCGAACGACCCCGCGCCAAAAUCCUUUCCUGUAUGCCAAAACACAUAUCGCGCUUUAAUGGCUGAGGCAGAAGAAGCUGGGGAAAAGGUUAUAUUGGCAGGUGACUCGUCGGGUGCCAACAUUGCGUUGUGUCUGGUACUGGAGGCUCUUCGGGAAGAUAGUGAGCAAGAGGGCGUAGAGAUUAAGCAAAAACCACAUCCCGUUGCCAUCAUGAACGUAUGCCCGUCGACUGACCUUACGCGCACCAAUCCCGAUAUCGACAAGGUCGCACCUCGAGACCCUCUGCUCACACCCAAGAUAAUCAGGUUGACAGCGAAAGCAUGGCAAGGUGACUGGGACCCUGCCGACCGCCGUAUCUCCCCGAUCAACGCCGAUGUCUCACUACUUGCGAAGAAGGGCAUCAAGGUGCAUGGUAUAACUGCUGGGUGCGAUGUACUGAGCCCCGACGGUGUCAUCUUCCGCAACAAGUGUGCCGAAGCAGGCGUUGCUGGCGAGUGGGUUCAUUGGGAAAAUCAAAUGCAUUGCUUCGUCCUCACCAUGCCGUAUGGGCUUGUCGAAGCAAAAGACGCCAUCCAGUGGAUCAUUGAUGUACUGAAGAAGGAAUGA